Aplysia californica (California sea hare) is the source of this 2618-nucleotide messenger RNA. RefSeq names its product ADP-ribosylation factor-like protein 16. The record is from RefSeq and is a predicted model, not a curated record. The transcript is spliced from 6 exons. Lineage: Eukaryota; Metazoa; Mollusca; Gastropoda; Aplysiida; Aplysiidae. Gene Ontology annotation, molecular function: GTPase activity; GTP binding. Bases 216 to 752 code for a protein of 178 amino acids.
CACAACUUCCGGUUUCUACACUCUCUUUGGCUUUUGGCGUUCGUUGCUAGGCUUACCAAGUGGUCUCCGGUGUGACUGUACAAGUACAAGUGCACUUCUAUGUAAUUAAACUCAGUUUGCCCAAGUUUCUUCAUUUUUCGAAGUAUUGAGUUCAGACUGGAAAACUGCACACUGAUAGCUGUCACUCAAGGUGCUUUCACUCAGCAGUGCCCAUUAUGUUGUUGAUCGUUGGUCCCUCUGGUGUUGGAAAGACCUUGCUUUUGAAGAGGUUGCAAGCAAACACUAACAAUGCAACAAUCUCAAAAGAAGAUGUGCCUGCAACGAUUGCUACUGUUGGAACGAAUCUUAUGACUGUCAUGACAUUGAAGAAGACUGAAGUGACAGUGAGAGAAAUGGGUGGAGCAAUGGCACCGAUCUGGCACAAAUACUACAAGGACUCACAUGCUAUUAUGUUCAUGAUUGACCUGUCCAAGCAUGUGCAAGUGUCUAUUGCUGCUGUCCAGCUUAUGACUCUACUGUCGCACCCUAGUACACAGGACGUGCCAUUUCUCAUUAUUCUCAAUAAAAGAGAUUUGUCCAACAGCAUGAGUAGUGUGGAGGUGGAGUGUCUAUUUCGUCUGGAAGAGCUGAUCCACCACGCUUCACAGAAGAUUCAAGUUGUGGAGACUAGUGCGAAGACUGGCUAUCAACUGGAGGAAGUUGCCAAGUGGCUGCAUGAAUAUCAUCGGAAUGAGGAGACUGGAACGUCCUGACAAACAGGUCAAUAUGGUGCUCUGUUUCUCCAAAUCUCUGAUGGUUGUCUCUAUGAGAACUCACGAGCAGCUACACCUAUUCAGAGAAGAAAUACCUUCUCAGAGAGUCAAAUUGAACAUGGGUGGAGUCGUGUAAAAUCUAUUGUGGCAAUCACUGCAGGCCUAGGUGUUCAUGACUGUUUAAAACGUAUUAGCGUGACGAAGUAACCAAUGUUUUGUCAUUGUUGCUGUUAAUUCUGUGGCUCUGAGGCUCAUGCCCAUCGAUCCAGUGUCAUGUUGUACAAGUUGAAAGUCCCUAUUGGUUAGUUCCUUCUUCCAUGUGGGGUAAUGUUUAAGUCGGUGUUGGGAGAAAGAGGAUAAUGCUGAAAUUCCUCUAGCCUAUGGUGUUGGAGGAGCAGGUAUUAAAACCAACAGAUACAGAAUCUGUGAAAAAUCAAAAUCUUUGAGGUACUUAUGUUUUAACUGCCUUGUAUUUUGCGCCCUGUUAAUCACUGUUGUUGCUUUUUGAGCGAAGUCUAUAAUACUCUAUUCAAAAUGAGAAAAAGUAUCUUGUGAUUGUACUGACUGUUUCGUUUCAAUUACCCUCUCUCCCCAGCGAUGACUGCACCAUGUUUCAAUGACCUUGUCUCUAUCAACCAUUGACUGUGCUUACUGUAUUGUUUCACUGACUGUGUCACUUCCCGGCAUGGAUUUUACUGAUUGUUCCUUUCUCACCACCAGAUAUCAAAAUGUAAUCGAAUCAGUGUUGGUAUCGGUAUUGUUGCUUAGGUUUUUUUCUAACAGUUAUGUUUGAUUCAUUAGCCUCAGUAAGCUCGUGGUACACUUCAGGGGCAGCUCGUGGGUCUAAAAAGUCGACAUGCACAAUUAAGUUAUCGCAGGUUGAAGGCAGUCAAGGGCAUGGUAAAUGGGAUGUAUUCUUCAUCCUACCUGUAUGGCGAAAAUCCACUUGAAGAAGAAAACUAUGUUUCGUUCUUUUGCUGCAGCAAAGGUGUCCAUUAUUCUGUUUAAAUUGGGGAUUCUGUCCAUGAUAUCCUUGUAGAUUGACAUAACCAUUAGAGUAUUGUCCCAUUGAAGAACGGGAGCAUAUCUGUAUAUGUUGCUUCCUUUUUAUUAGACGUCUAAAAGUUACAGUAGCUCUAACAGGGAUUGGUGACAACAACUGUGUAGUAGUUAACCACUCGAGUGCUUAGUUAAAAUCACUGUGUGUAUUCAGAUUUAGAGAUAAAAAUGUUUUUUUUAAUGGAUUAGCACUAUAUUCAGAAAUAAUUUCAUUACAGCAAAACUAUUGGAGAUAACCCCAUAAAAGUCGGUAUUAUUUUGAAAGAUCCUUGAAUGAGGAACAUUUUCAUGCCAUUUGUGUGGGGUUUUGACCAGAAAUUAUGGGAUUUCAAGCUUACAAAAAAACCAAUAACGUUGUUAUUUCCCCGUGGAUAUUGAAUCUGAAAAAAGUUUUAUUUCAGUACUAAAGAUGUUUAAUAUUGAGAAAAAAUGUCUUUCUUACCUAGUCAAGGAGAUUCCUAGCCUUGUGGUAGGGUAAAAAAACACUUAGGGCACAGCGUCACCUGACAAUGUUCACAUUGCCAGACUGGGUUUUUUUCUUUUGGGUGGAUGUUCCUGCAUCUUCUCCUCUUUCUUCCUCCAAUCUUUGACAGCUUGCGAUUGGAAAAUUGGAAAGACCUGUUGCUUAAGAAUGUUCAGGAGGUAAGAAUUCCGUUUGAGAUGGUGGCUCUGGUGUCACUCGAGCUCCUUCGAUUUCGCUGCUUUUUACCCGGUUGCCAAUUCCCCAUAGGGAUUGAACCAGCUCAAUCCUGAAACCAGUCAACUCUCUUUGAUCACAUUUUACAUGACUAAAAAACUGCAUAAACA